This is a messenger RNA of Lodderomyces jiufengensis, 888 nucleotides long. RefSeq names its product exosome non-catalytic core subunit (gene RRP42). The transcript has a single exon. Gene Ontology annotation, cellular component: cytoplasmic exosome (RNase complex); nuclear exosome (RNase complex). NCBI's taxonomy places the organism in Eukaryota, Fungi, Ascomycota, Pichiomycetes, Serinales, Debaryomycetaceae. Bases 1 to 888 code for a protein of 295 amino acids. The record is from RefSeq and is a predicted model, not a curated record. Gene Ontology annotation, biological process: U4 snRNA 3'-end processing; nuclear mRNA surveillance; TRAMP-dependent tRNA surveillance pathway.
AUGCUAUUAUCACCAGCUGAAAAGCAAUAUCUUUAUGAUUCAUUGAGUCAAUCACAAAUAAUAAGACCAGAUUCAAGAUCAAAUCAACAACAUAGACCAUUAGAAGCAACUACAUCAUUUUUACCAGGUUCAAAUGGUUCAGCCAGGAUAAGACUACUGGAUGGUAGUGAAUGUAUAAUAAGUAUUAAAUCAAAAGUCAUAACGUAUGAUCAGAACACCACUCCGAAUUUAAUUGAUUUCGAUAUUGAUAUUAUUGGAUAUAGAGAUGAUUCAAAUUAUAUUACAAAUUUGAAAUUUCAAUUAUUGAAUCUUUUACAACAAAAUUUUCCCGUUGAUUUAUUGAAAUUAACUUCAAGAUAUGCAUUUAAGUUAUUUAUUGAUUGUGUUAUUAUAAGUCAUACUUCAUAUCCAUUAGGUUUAAUAAGUUUGGGGACUUAUUUAGCUUUGAAAACUUUAAAAUUACCUUUAUUAAUCAGUAAUAAUGACGAUACGGAAGUUGCUGAAUUACCUACAUUUUCAGAUGAUUGGGAUAAUGCUCGAACUUUACAAGAAAUAUUGGAUUCUCAAAACUCAAGUGAUAAAUUUUUCCAACCACCAAUAUUUAUAAUUAUUGGAGUAGUGGGGAAUAAUUUAAUAUUUGAUCCAUCAGUUGAAGAAGAACAAGUAUUGGAGAAUGGAUUAAUUGUUAGUUUUUAUGAUGGGAAAGUCAUCACACCUAUAAAUAAUACUAAUUUUGCUAUAAAUUCAAAUAAUUCGAAUUUCAAAGGUUUAAAUAAAAAUCUUUUAAUUAAAUCUAUUGCAUUAUGUAAUAAAUUUUGUCCAUCAAUUAUAAAAGCAUUGGAUACGUUAAUAGAGCAAGAAGACGACGCAGAAAGAUCAGUGUUCUAG